GUUAACGUAAACCAAAGUGUCAACAGCAUAGCUGGUAAAACAACUGCUGCUUUUUUAAUCUAAUCUAGUUCUUCUCACUUUUCUUUUUAUUUUCAUAGCCAGUGGUCCCUCUAGCAUUAUGAGCUGCUGUGCGCGCGAGCCCAUGGCUCCUCACAACAUUGAAGUAAUUUCAACAGCGCCGUUUGAUGGUCAAAAACCAGGAACAAGCGGUCUCAGAAAGCCUGUCGGCGUCUUCCAGCAACCUCACUAUACCGAGAACUUCAUCCAGGCUGGAUUAAUAGCAGGCUUGGGAGACAGGCUGAGGGGAUCGAGUUUGGUAGUUGGAGGAGAUGGGAGAUUCUUUUGCAAAGAAGCUGCCCAGCUGAUUAUAAAAAUUGCUGCGGCUAAUGGGGUUUCCAAGGUAGUGAUUGGCCAGAAUGGAAUAUUAUCUACACCAGCUUGCUCUCAUAUAAUCCGCAAAUAUCAACUCGAUGGCGGCUUUAUUCUCACAGCAAGUCACAACCCUGGGGGACCCAAAGGAGACUUUGGCAUAAAAUAUAAUAUUGAAAAUGGAGGUCCUGCUCCUGAAUCUGUCACCAAUAAAAUCUUUGAAAUCUCAAAAACAAUCAGUGACUACAAGAUAGUUCCUAACUUAAAGGUGGACAUCUCCACACUCAACACCAUUGCUUUCAAAAUAUGUGGAAAUGAUUUCACUGUGGAAGUCAUAGAUAGCACCACUGACUAUGUUCAGCUGAUGAAGUCAAUAUUUGAUUUUACAACCCUAAAAAACUAUGCAAAAACCAAACGACUGCUUUUAAAUGGCAUGAACGGAGUCACCGGUCCCUACCUUAAAAAGAUUUUUGUGGAAGAGUUGGGCUUACCAGCUGAUUGCUGCCUUAAUGCUGAACCCCUUCCAGAUUUUGGAGGAUCUCACCCAGAUCCUAACCUAACCUAUGCCAAAGAUUUGGUCGAUAUUAUGAAGCAGGGCAAACAUGAUUUUGCAGCAGCUUUUGAUGGUGAUGGGGAUCGAAAUAUGAUUUUAGGUCAUAAUGCAUUUUUUGUAACACCUUGUGAUUCCCUUGCUGUGCUGGCUGCUAACUUAGAAUGUAUUCCUUACUUCAAGACUAAUGGAAUAAAAGGAUUUGCUAGGAGCAUGCCUACUUCAGAAGCUGUAGACAAAGUUGCACAACUUUCUGGUAAAGAGUGCUACCAAGUUCCAACAGGCUGGAAAUUUUUUGGUAAUCUUAUGGAUGCUGGCAAAAUUAAUCUUUGUGGUGAGGAGAGUUUUGGUACAGGAUCUGAUCAUAUCAGAGAAAAAGAUGGUAUCUGGGCAGCCUUGGCUUGGCUGUCUGUUUUAGAACACACCAAUAAAAGUGUCAAGGAUGUUUUAGUACAGCACUGGGUAGUCUAUGGAAGAAAUUUUUUUACCAGAUAUGACUAUGAAAAUGUUUCAUCUGAAUCCGGAGACAAAAUGAUGGAACUUCUGACCAAACUGAUAGAAGAUCCUAAAACAAAAGGUAUGACCUUCUCUGAUCCAACUGGCAAGUCUUAUAAGAUGGCCAAUUUGGACAACUUUGAAUACAAAGAUCCAAUAGAUGGAAGCAUUAGUAAAAAUCAAGGUAUACGAUUUAUGUUUGAGGAUGGCUCCAGAAUCAUUUAUCGUUUAAGUGGAACAGGUAGCUCAGGUGCCACAAUUCGUAUCUAUGUGGAGGGGUAUGAGAAAUAUCCAAACCCCCAAUUGUAUCACCAGGACGCACAGGAAGUCCUUAAGCCUCUAGUGACUAUUGCUUUACGAACAUCGAAACUGAAGGAAUUAACUGGUCGUGAGGAACCUACUGUCAUUACAUAAUCAUCAUUAUCUCCCCUUACUAUUGAUUUGAAACCUCUUAGUGACUUUUACCUACCCGGAGUAUUUUAGAUUUACAUGUAUUCAUCCCUGUGCAGCCAAAUCUUGUGAAUAAAGUUGUUUUACCUUGACUUCAUUUUGUCUGCCAAGUUCAUUUUGAACUUAGAGUUUUAUUUUGAAAGUUCUCUCCCGUACUAGUUAUGUCCCCUAAAACAAUAUCUCUACUUUGUAUGCUCUCAGUGAAUGUGUUGAAUGAGGUUUGGUUUAUAAAGACUUUUACUGACUUGCUGGAGCUUAUUAAAGUUGUUGAUAACUAUUUAGUUCAUUCUCUUUGAUCUCUGUGCCCACAUCUCUGUACUGUACACUUAUGUUGAUUAUCUGGUUUUAUCUCAAUGGCAGUUUUAUUUCUUUUAACUGAGGAAGAAAUGUCACUAUUUACAUUUGUUCUUACUCAUUGGUGAUCAACAUUGUUCAAGGAGAAUUCUGUUUAGAUUGUUAUUUGUUUGAAACCAUUUCUGUUUGUGAUCUAAAAGCUUGUUAUUGAGAAUGGCUGUUAUCAGGUUUUUACCUAGAAAUAAAGACAAAACAAUUGUA
Messenger RNA from Biomphalaria glabrata, 2419 nucleotides. Its product is annotated as phosphoglucomutase-like. Gene Ontology annotation, cellular component: cytosol. The record is from RefSeq and is a predicted model, not a curated record. The transcript is spliced from 10 exons. The coding region runs from base 119 to 1828 and encodes 569 amino acids. Gene Ontology annotation, molecular function: magnesium ion binding; phosphoglucomutase activity. NCBI's taxonomy places the organism in Eukaryota, Metazoa, Mollusca, Gastropoda, Planorbidae. Gene Ontology annotation, biological process: carbohydrate metabolic process.